Prunus armeniaca (apricot) is the source of this 516-nucleotide messenger RNA. NCBI's taxonomy places the organism in Eukaryota, Viridiplantae, Streptophyta, Magnoliopsida, Rosales, Rosaceae. The record is from the annotation of a GenBank genome assembly.
AUGAAUCAAACCCAGGGCUCCCAACGCAGCCUUACCCGGGAACCUGAGCGUACCCAGCCAAACCAGCCGGAGCACUCCCACCACAGUGUCCCAAUCCAGCCUAGGCCCAGCAAGGGUAAAUGCCUCCUCCAUCCAGAGACGACCAAGUCGCGGCUCCUCCACAUCUCCCCGCCAAGGAACCGACCCUAUGAACUAACAAAGGUCUACAGGGAUUGCAGGGACCAUAUCCUGGACCGUCAGACGGAACCCCCUCUUAUCCCCCUUAAUCUCCAAGACCCAAAGGUGACACACCUAGGCCCCCCACCAAAACCUACCCAACUACCCCCUGGAGAAGGUAUAGGGGACUUGGAGAACUGGGGGCAGGAUUACUUAGAAGACUACGAGUCUUAUCACACCGAGGCGUUCGAAGAAUUUUAUCCAGCCCAUGACCACCUACACACCGGGACUCUCCCUCAUACCGAUCGGGAAAUGAGACUUCUCUUUGAGAAAGUCCGGGGCUUGGAGAGCGAGCAAUAG